This is a messenger RNA of Topomyia yanbarensis, 1856 nucleotides long. Its product is annotated as zinc finger protein 391-like. Bases 154 to 1764 code for a protein of 536 amino acids. Gene Ontology annotation, molecular function: DNA-binding transcription factor activity, RNA polymerase II-specific; RNA polymerase II transcription regulatory region sequence-specific DNA binding; zinc ion binding. Gene Ontology annotation, biological process: regulation of transcription by RNA polymerase II. The record is from RefSeq and is a predicted model, not a curated record. Gene Ontology annotation, cellular component: nucleus. The transcript is spliced from 2 exons. NCBI's taxonomy places the organism in Eukaryota, Metazoa, Arthropoda, Insecta, Diptera, Culicidae.
UGAAUAUUGUUGUCAUUAAAUGACAUAUUUAAUUUUGUAAAUUUUGUAAUAAAUAAAAUUCAAAUGCACUUUGUAUUCAAUUUGCCAUCGUAAAUUAAUCCUAGAUUGACAGAAGCUGUUUAGUGUUUGCUUAUUAUGAAGAACUAAAAUAAAAUGGAUAAACCAAUGUAUGAACUGGACAAAAUAUGUCGGCUGUGCUUGCAAUCGCUGCAGGUCGGUUCGCAGGUCAAUCUGUUUGCAGUGAAUUUCUCCAUCCGUCCCUCGGAUAUGAUUUCUCGGUGCGCAUCGGUCGAAAUCUACGAAAAGGACGGCCUUCCGGCGUCAAUCUGUAACGAUUGCUUCUACAAGCUGGGCAUGGCAUUCGAGUUUCGCAACCGAUGUGAAGCGUCCGAUCUCAAGCUAAGAAGUUUUAUUCACGGCUCGACCGAUCCCGUUCAACCCGAUGUGGUUCGCGAGGAAGAGAUUUACGAGGCUAUGAGUGCUAUAUUUGGACCGGACGGAGCUGCAGAAUCGAAGGAAAGUAUUUUUUCCAAUUCAAAAUCAGUGGAGGAUGCUCCUAUGGAAGGUUCCGCAAAGAAUGUGAAAAAAGUUCAACCUAUUAAGAAACGAUCACAAUUGGAUGAGCUGUUGGUUAAACAUAAGGCAAAGCUGAAAGAAGAAGGAAAGAAAGUUAACAUUUUUAAACAACGUAGGGCAAGCAGGAAGACUUCAUUUACUGGAACGAAGAAAGGCACCCCUUUGAAGGAACCAGAACAUUGUGAUACUUGCGGAAAAACAUUUAAUUACAGUGGAUACUUGCAAGCUCAUCAAAGAAUUCAUUCGGGAGAAAAGCCCUUCCAAUGUCAGAUUUGCCACCGAAAGUUUACUCAAUCGGGAAACCUUCAGUUGCAUCUUCGUACCCACAGCAAUGAACGCAAAUAUCAAUGCGAAAUUUGUAGUAAGCUGUUCAGGACAUCCAGCAAUUUACACGCUCAUAGAAAGACGCACUCAGAAGAAAGAAACUUCGCAUGUGGCAUUUGUGACCGUGCGUUCAGAACUGCGAAGGAAUUACGCAAUCACGCCGACACGCACAGCGCCGUUAAAAAUUUCGUCUGUAGGUUGUGCCCCAACAAAUCGUUCCACAAGCAAUCGUACUUGAACAGUCACGUUAAAACGGUCCAUAUCGGAGUCAAGCGACACCGGUGUCAAGACUGUGGCAAAAUAUUCUCCAACAGCUCUAAUCUCAUAGCUCACCGACGUGUACAUAGUGGCGACAGACCUUACUCGUGCGAGGAAUGUGAGGCAAAGUUCACACAAUCUCCUGCAUUGCUUCGACAUAUCAAAGCGAAACAUAGGCCAAAACCUGCGGAAUUAGUUAUACCGGAAAGAGUAACCGAAACAUUCGAACCUACUAUAGAAGUCGACGAGAACCGAUCCUUAGACAGUGCAGCAAGCUCAGAACUGUCUGUAGCAACGUCCCUGAUCGACAACACGACCGGAUACAGCGUACCCUACAUGACAAACUAUCUGACUUCGCACUCUCAACCGCAAACGAAUCAACCCCACAUAGCGAACCCAGUUCAAAUGGCAAAUGGCAUAACAAGCAACAUGUACUCUGGUGAACCCUAUCAGUAUUCUACGAAUUCUUCUGCACUUUCACACCACCACUAUCAGCAACAACAUCUGGACGUUGGUAGCUACGACAUGUGCUACACUAUGCCAACCCAUUCUGUGCUGAACCCGAGUCUUAUGAAUCCUCAACCGACUUACAUUUUCGAUCAGUAGGUCUACAAUCAAUUGCGAAAAGCAAAGAAUCUGAAUUGUGCAAUUUGGUUUAAAUUUUAUAAAAAGAUAAGAAAAAAAGAACGAAUAAUACG